AUGCGUAUAGGAGUAGAGUUAAAUGCUCAAUUAUUUACAGUUCAGAUUGUUGAAAGUGUUCUAAUUAAGCUAUUACCAGAUUACAGUUGUGAAGUAACAGGUAAAGGAAGAACCAUUCAUAUUAAUAAUUUUUUAACCAAUACAAUUGGAAGAUUAAAAUUAAAUGAAGAAGAAACUGAUAAUUUAAUUCCAAGUGAAUCUCAUAUUAUAAUUAAUCCUGGAAAAAAUUUGAUAGAUGGUGGAAUAUUGAUUAAUUAA
Funneliformis geosporum is the source of this 258-nucleotide messenger RNA. Lineage: Eukaryota; Fungi; Glomeromycota; Glomeromycetes; Glomerales; Glomeraceae. The record is from the annotation of a GenBank genome assembly.